AUGUCCGUCUUCCAGGCGACCGCCUCUGCCCCCGUCAACAUCGCCGUCAUCAAGUACUGGGGCAAGCGCGACACCAAGCUCAUCCUCCCCACCAACUCUUCUCUGUCCGUCACCCUCGACCAGGACCACCUGCGCGCAACAACCACCUCGCGCGCCGACCCCUCCUUCAAGAAGGACAGGCUCUGGCUGAACGGUGAAGAAGAGGAGAUCAAGGAUGGCGGCCGUCUCGCGACCUGCAUCAAGGAAAUGAAGGCGCUGCGGGAAGAGCAGGAGGACAAGGACGCGUCUCUGCCCAAGAUUUCUCCUUUCCCCGUCCACAUAUGCUCCCGCAACAACUUCCCCACCGCCGCCGGCCUCGCGUCCUCCGCUGCCGGUUUCGCCGCGCUAGUCGCCUCCCUUGCCGCGCUCUACAAGCUCCCCACCGACGCAUCCCACCUUUCCCUCGUCGCGCGGCAGGGCUCCGGCUCUGCUUGUCGCUCCCUCUUCGGCGGCUACGUCGCCUGGCAAGUGGGCGAGCGCGCCGAUGGGCUCGACUCGCACGCGGUCGAGAUCGCGCCGCGCGAGCAUUGGCCCGACAUGCACGCGCUCAUCUGCGUCGUUUCGGACCACAAGAAGGGCACGUCCUCCACUGCGGGCAUGCAGCGCACCGUCGAGACCUCCACGCUCCUCCAGCACCGCAUCAAGCACAUCGUGCCCGCGCGCAUGGCCGCGAUCUCGGACGCGAUCCGCGCGCGCGACUUCGACGCCUUCGCGCGCAUCACGAUGCAGGACUCGAAUCAGUUCCACGCUGUCGCGCUCGACACGGACCCGCCGAUCUUCUACAUGAACGACGUCUCGCGUGCGAUCAUCGCGCUCGUCGUCGAGUACAACCGCAUCGCGGUCGAGAACGGCGGCAAGCUCAAGGCGGCGUACACCUACGACGCCGGCCCGAACGCGGUCAUCUACGCGCCCAAGGAGAACCUGAAGGAGAUCGUCGAGCUCAUCGUCAAGUACUUCCCCCAAGCGGACGCGUUCAAGGACCCCUUCGGCCUCUUUGGCGUGGCUGGUGUCCAAGGCAAGCUUGUACCUGGGUUCAACGAGGCUGUUGCGAAGCCCUUCCCCGUCGGUGCGGUGAAGGGUCUCAUUCAUACCCGUGUCGGUGAUGGUCCGAGGACCUUGGAUGCAUCAGAGUCGUUGUUGGGUUCGGAUGGUCUUCCGCUGAAGGCCUAA
This is a messenger RNA of Epithele typhae, 1209 nucleotides long. Its product is annotated as Diphosphomevalonate decarboxylase. Gene Ontology annotation, molecular function: diphosphomevalonate decarboxylase activity; ATP binding. The record is from RefSeq and is a predicted model, not a curated record. Gene Ontology annotation, cellular component: cytosol. The coding region runs from base 1 to 1209 and encodes 402 amino acids. Gene Ontology annotation, biological process: isopentenyl diphosphate biosynthetic process, mevalonate pathway; isoprenoid biosynthetic process. The transcript has 3 exons. Lineage: Eukaryota; Fungi; Basidiomycota; Agaricomycetes; Polyporales; Epitheliaceae.